Molecule: messenger RNA, 3825 nt
Organism: Sciurus carolinensis (gray squirrel)
Lineage: Eukaryota; Metazoa; Chordata; Mammalia; Rodentia; Sciuridae
Gene: Zbtb7b
Product: zinc finger and BTB domain containing 7B
Exons: 3
Coding region: 337-1956 (539 amino acids)
Biological process (GO): positive regulation of gene expression; regulation of transcription by RNA polymerase II
Molecular function (GO): protein binding; RNA polymerase II cis-regulatory region sequence-specific DNA binding; DNA-binding transcription factor activity, RNA polymerase II-specific
Source: RefSeq, a predicted model, not a curated record
UCCCCUUUUAGGACUGAGUAAGGACAGGCGGGGGUGGGGACAGCUGGGACUUGGGGCACUGCAGGCAAAGACUCUGGGCCCUCUCCCACGCUGCCAGCCCUCUGUAACCCCUCCCUCCAGGUUGGGGGGGAGGGGGACAGCACCCAGAGGGUUAAGGCUGUAGGGGGGAGGGGCUGGGCCAGGUCGUGGGCGGCCCCUUUGAAGGAGGGAGCUGGAGCAGGGGAACAGCCACCCUACCUCCCCCCCACGGCCUGGCCCUCCUCUCGCCCCUCCCAACCUGCUGCCCCCAGGGGCCAGGAGGAGUUGCCGGCAAGGCCCCUCAGCGUUCAGGAGAAGAUGGGGAGCCCCGAGGAUGACCUGAUUGGAAUUCCAUUUCCAGACCACAGCAGUGAGCUCCUGAGCUGCCUUAACGAGCAGCGCCAGCUGGGCCACCUAUGUGACCUCACCAUCCGGACACAGGGCCUUGAGUACCGCACCCAUAGGGCUGUGCUGGCUGCCUGCAGCCACUACUUCAAGAAGCUCUUCACUGAGGGUGGUGGUGGGGCAGUCAUGGGGACAGGGGGUGGUGGGGCAGUGGCUGGGGGAGCAGGGGCCGGUGUGUGUGAGCUGGACUUUGUAGGACCAGAGGCACUAGGUGCCCUGCUCGAAUUUGCCUAUACAGCCACACUGACCACCAGCAGCGCCAACAUGCCGGCCGUGCUCCAGGCAGCCCGGCUGCUGGAGAUCCCAUGUGUCAUUGCUGCCUGCAUGGAGAUUCUACAAGGCAGUGGACUAGAAGCUCCCAGCCCAGAUGAGGAUGACUGUGAGCGAGCCCGACAGUACCUGGAGGCUUUUGCCACCACCACAACCUCAGGCGUUCCCAAUGGUGAAGACAGCCCUCCACAGGUGCCUCUCCUGCCACCUCCACCACUACCACCUCGGCCCGUUGCCCGCCGCAGCCGCAAGCCCCGAAAAGCUUUCUUGCAAACCAAGGGGGCCCGGGCAAACCAUCUAGUACCUGAGGCGCCCACAGUGCCCACCCAUCCCUUGACCUACGAAGAGGAAGAAACAGUGGGUAGAGUGGGCAGCAGUGGAGGCAGUGGACUGGGGGACAGCUACAGCCCUCCCACAGGAAUUGCCUCACCUCCUGAGGGUCCCCUGAGCUAUGACACCUAUGAAGGUGAAGAAGAAGAAGAGGAGCUGGUGUAUCCCCCAGCCUAUGGGCCAGCGCAGGGCGGCGGGCCCCCACUAUCCCCAGAGGAGCUGGGCUCAGAUGAAGAUGCCAUCGAUCCUGACUUGAUGGUCUACCUAAGUUCCCUGCACCAGGAUGCCCUGGCCCCAGGCCUGGAUGGCCAAGAUAAGCUGGUGCGGAAACGCCGCUCCCAGAUGCCCCAGGAGUGCCCAGUCUGCCACAAGAUAAUUCAUGGGGCAGGCAAACUACCACGCCACAUGAGGACCCAUACUGGCGAGAAGCCCUUUGCCUGUGAGGUCUGCGGUGUUCGAUUCACCAGGAAUGACAAGCUGAAGAUCCACAUGCGGAAGCACACAGGAGAACGCCCCUACUCGUGCCCACACUGCCCAGCCCGCUUCCUGCACAGCUACGACCUCAAGAACCACAUGCACCUGCACACGGGGGACAGACCCUAUGAGUGCCACCUGUGCCACAAGGCUUUCGCCAAGGAGGACCACCUGCAGCGCCACCUCAAGGGCCAGAACUGCCUGGAGGUGCGAACCCGGAGGCGCCGCAAGGACGAUGCACCACCGCACUACCCACCACCCUCCACAGCCACCCCAUCCCCUGCUGGCCUCGACCUCUCCAAUGGCCACCUGGACACCUUCCGCCUCUCUCUGGCUCGAUUCUGGGAGCAGUCAGCCCCCACAGGGCCCCCGGUCUCCACCCCAGGGCCCCCUGAUGACGACGAGGAGGAAGGGGCACCCACCACACCCCAGGCUGAAGGUGCCAUGGAGUCCUCUUAAAGAGGAAGGAGUGGCCAGGCUGAGCAGCACAAGGGCAGGGACACCCAUGCCAAGCAGUGGGAGCAUGCAGGACAGACAGCUGGGGUCAGGGGCACUGAGCCUUGCUGGGGUCAGAAUCAGCCCCUUCACCCCCAGAUCCCUCAUUCCAACUCCAAGCUGAGAAGGUUUGGGAGCAGAGGCUCCCCAGAUUGGGGUGAUCCCCCAAGAAGUGAUACAUAUGAUAUUAUGUAUAUAUUUACAGCUCUAUUGUAAAGGUGGGGUCCCUGUCGCCAGCUGCUCCUGGGGAGUAGAAGCAAUAAUGUAUUUCUGAUCUGUGGGGUCCCACUUCGGCUAUGCGGGUUUCUAGGGGGCGGGGGCUUGGGACCAAAGCCUUGCCCCGCUCCCAUGCCCCUUUGGGGGUUUUGGCUGUGUAAGGGGGUGAAGGACUGCCCCUCCCUUCUGAGACCCCUCCUUCCUGGUUUCUGUUCCCUUUUCCUGGUAGUGAAUUAUGCAAAGGGGGGUGGCAAAGGAAGAGUAGGUGGGGGAAAGCAAGGUGGAAGCUCGAAAGAGUGGGGGGACUGGGCCUGUAAGGAAGGAGCCAUCCCAGUCCCCCUCCGCCCUGCUCCAGCGCUGAGUCAUGGGGUCCUGGAGAAGAAGGGGGCGGGGUGGCCUGAUUGGCUCGCCCGCCCCUGGGGGCAGCGGGAGGAGCCCCGCCCAGCUAGGGGAGCCGCUCAGCUCCACUCCUCUCCCCUUCCCUCCCCUCCCGCGUCCCGGGGCAGGGAAUGUCUUGUUCCCGCCGCUCCCUCCCUGGGGCCAGAGGGCAGGGCGGGCCGGGCGGCGUCUUACCCUCUUCUCCUCCCCACCUCCUCCCCGCCCAGGUGCGAGCCGGAGCCGCCGACACCGCUGCCGCCCCUGACUCACGCCGCCCCCGGGCUGGCGGGACGCAGGGUGUGGGACAGGGUGAGGGGUUGGGGGGGAAGCCUUGCGAGCGAGCUAGCGCCACCUGGCGGCCAUGCCCUGCGUGGGCGAGCGCCCCCGGCGGUAGCUUCCAGCGAGCUGUCUUCACGCACCCUAGCCACUCUAGCUGGUGAGCGUGCGCCCCCUUGCCAAGGCGCUGCGCUUGCAACUUCUCCUUGGCCGUUGGAAAAGUGGGCUGUGAUCCUGUGGAAAAGGGAUCCCUUUCCCAGAUAUUUACCAGCCGGGCUUCUCAACGGGCAGAGAAUAAUCCCCUCCCUCUUAGGCCUUCCCUCUUAGGAUCGAAUCCACGCCUCCCCGCCCCUGUACAUAGCCUCGUCUGUUGGUCUUGUUGAAAUCUAGUGUCAGAUUUUUAACUACCCAAUUUCGCUGGGGUUGGGGGUACCUACCCACCCCAACCCCUUCCUCGCUGGGUGCUGGACCCCCUUGCGGCCUGGGCUCUGCCUUGCACUAUUUCCCCUCCUUGGCCUGGCGGCCCCUCCCCCUCCUUAAGAGGGGCAGGUUCAGGGGCCCGGUGCUCGCCCUCCCUCCCGUGCACCCCUAUGCCCAUUUGCACAGCUGCCCAGGUACCCCCAACAGUGGGGAGGGGUUACAGGGAGGGGGUAGCGGGACCAGUCCCUGUAUCUAUUUAAAAAGUGAUGAUGUAAUAUAUUGGGGUGGGAGGGGAGGUCGGGUGCCCUGGGCCUCAUCUUAGCAUUUCAGGUGAUGGGGGGAGCCCAGGGCUGGGGAGACCUGGGGCCUAGCCCCAGAGAGUGGGGACAAUAUGGCCUCCCUUCUCCCUACUUGCGGCUUUCCCAGUCAGUGCCUUAGGGGGGGAGGCAUUCCCCCCCUCUCCUGUUCCCUUUCCCCUACCCCUGCCCCCCCCCACCUUGGGUGUAAGCGACAGGAAGAAAUAAUAAUAAUUUAAGAUUCACA